Lates calcarifer (barramundi perch) is the source of this 1248-nucleotide messenger RNA. RefSeq names its product solute carrier family 25 member 5 (gene slc25a5). The transcript has 4 exons. The record is from RefSeq and is a predicted model, not a curated record. Gene Ontology annotation, biological process: mitochondrial ADP transmembrane transport; mitochondrial ATP transmembrane transport. Gene Ontology annotation, molecular function: ATP:ADP antiporter activity. Bases 86 to 982 code for a protein of 298 amino acids. Gene Ontology annotation, cellular component: mitochondrial inner membrane. NCBI's taxonomy places the organism in Eukaryota, Metazoa, Chordata, Actinopteri, Centropomidae.
CUUCUAGAUUGGAUUCGGCCAUUUCAACUUCACCGGCAAACCCCACCGACCAAGUGACGGGACGGAGGCUGAUAACAUCUGAAAGAUGACUGACCAAGCUAUUUCCUUCGCCAAGGACUUCUUGGCUGGUGGUAUUGCCGCUGCCAUCUCCAAAACAGCUGUAGCCCCCAUCGAGAGAGUCAAGCUUCUCCUCCAGGUACAACAUGCCAGCAAACAGAUUGCAGCCGACAAGCAGUACAAGGGCAUCAUCGACUGCGUCGUCCGUAUCCCCAAAGAGCAGGGCUUCCUCUCGUUUUGGAGAGGGAAUCUGGCCAACGUCAUCCGAUACUUCCCCACUCAGGCCCUCAACUUUGCUUUCAAGGACAAGUACAAGAAGAUUUUCCUCGACGGCGUGGACAAGCGUGCGCAGUUCUGGAGAUACUUCGCAGGUAACCUGGCGUCCGGUGGCGCCGCCGGAGCCACCUCCCUCUGUUUUGUCUACCCCCUCGACUUUGCCAGAACACGUCUGGCUGCUGACGUCGGCAAAGGCGGACACGAGCGUGAGUUCAAAGGCCUGGGUGACUGCUUGGUGAAGAUCUUCAAGUCUGAUGGCCUCAAGGGUCUGUACCAGGGCUUCAGUGUGUCAGUACAAGGCAUUAUCAUCUACAGAGCUGCUUACUUUGGCGUCUACGACACAGCCAAGGGCAUGCUUCCAGACCCCAAGAACACACACAUUAUCGUCAGCUGGAUGAUUGCUCAGUCUGUCACUGCGGUCGCUGGUCUUGUGUCCUAUCCCUUCGACACCGUCCGUCGUCGUAUGAUGAUGCAGUCUGGACGUAAAGGAGCCGAUAUCAUGUACACUGGCACCAUUGACUGCUGGAGGAAGAUCGCACGUGACGAGGGCACCAAGGCUUUCUUCAAGGGAGCCUGGUCUAAUGUGCUCAGAGGCAUGGGUGGCGCCUUUGUGCUGGUCUUAUACGAUGAGCUUAAGAAAGUAAUCUAAGUUGUUUUUGUAUGUCCACCGUUCAUGUUGUGAAGUUUAACUGUAACAUAUCUUGUACAUUUGGAAGGACUUAAAUGCAGCGCUAUAUAUAUUUAUAGGGACCAACUAGUAUUUUCUACUAGUUGUACCGGGGGAAUCUGUUAUGCACUCCUCUCUUGGCCCAUGCUUUUUUUUUCUUUUGUUUUGCCCCUCACCAGAAUGUCAUUCCCUGAACACAGGAACCUUUGCAGAAAAAAAAGAGAAAUAAAGACAACCUACUGAGUGAA